UUGCAGCUUCAUUGCUCUGUGGUGAAGCGUGGAUACUCAGGGAAUGUGGAUUUGGAGACUUCUAUUGUUGAUGUUUACGGUAAGUGUGGGGCUAUGAGCGAUGCGAGGAGAGUGUUUGAUGAGAUUGAAAGCCCUAGUGAUGUUUCUUGGAACGUGGUUGUGAGGAGGUAUCUUGAGAUGGGGUUGAACGAUGAGGCGGUGGUGAUGUUCUUCAAGAUGCUAGAGUUGAAUGUUCGACCUUUGAAUCAUACAGUCUCUAGUGUGGUUUUAGCUUGUUCGAGAUCCAUGGCUCUUGAGGUUGGAAUGGUGAUCCAUGCCAUUGCUGUCAAACUCAAAUUCUUGCCAGACACGAUUGUUUCUACCUCUAUCUUUGAUAUGUAUGUAAAAUGCGGGAGGCUGGAGAGUGCUCGUAGAGUGUUUGAUGAAACCAAGUCUAAAGACUUGAAGUUCUGGACUUCAGCUAUGUCAGGUUACGCGAUGAACGGUAUAACUAGAGAGGCAAGGGAGCUCUUUGAUUUGAUGCCUGAGAGGAAUAUAAUCUCGUGGAACGCGAUGUUGGGUGGAUACGUGCGUGCCAGCAAAUGGGACGAGGCGCUGGAGUUUUUAGCCUUGAUGCGCAAGGAGGUGGAAGGUAUCGAUAACGUCACUCUCGUGUGGAUUCUGAAUGUCUGCUCAGGUGUUUCAGAUGUUCAGACGGGGAAGCAAGCUCACGGUUUCGUCUACAGGCAUGGUUACGAUGCGAAUUUGAUUGUAGCUAAUGCGCUUCUCGAUAUGUAUGGCAAAGGCGGCGCCUUUGGGAGCGCCAAUGCUUUGUUCCGUCAGAUGAGUGAGCUAAGAGACGAGGUUUCAUGGAACGCUUUGUUAACUGGCUUAGCUAGAGUCGGCAGGAGUGAGCAAGCCUUAUCUUUCUUCGAAGGGAUGCAGCUCGAGGCGAAGCCUAGCAAGUACACACUCGCUACGCUCUUAGCGGGCUGUGCGAACGUUCCUGCUCUUGGUUUAGGCAAAGCAACUCAUGGUUUCUUGAUCAGAAACGGAUAUGAUGUUGAUGAUGUCCUACGCGGUGCUAUGGUUGACAUGUACUCCAAAUGCCGAUGUUUCGACUAUGCUAUCAAAGUAUUCGAAGAGGCGGCUGCUACAAGGGACUUGAUGCUGUGGAACUCUAUGAUCCGUGGUUGCUAUCGUAAUGGGAGAAGCAAAGAGGUGUUUGAGCUGUUCAUGGCUAUGGAAGAUGAAGGAGUUAAGCCUGACCAUGUCACCUUUCUGGGGAUCUUGCGAGCUUGCAUACGCGAAGGCCACGUGGAGCUCGGUUUUCAGUACUUCAGUUCUAUGAGCAACAGAUAUUUUGUAUUGCCUCAGGUUGAGCAUUAUGAUUGUAUGGUUGAACUUUACUGCAAGUAUGGGUGUUUGCGUCAGCUUGAGGAGUUUCUCCUGCUGAUGCCUUUUGAUCCACCUGUCCAAAUGUUGACAAGGAUAAAUGAUGCGAGCAAAAAGUACGGGUGGCGAAAGUUAGGAGAAUGGGCUGCUGAACGGCUUCAUGAAUGAUCAUCACGAGGAGGAAAGAGAUUGUGUUUUUGCAUAUGCACUUUUGAGAAGAUUGCAGACAAAUCUGGUGUCUUUUGAAGACCAUGAAGAGGAAAGGGGAUGCAGGAGGUGAAACAAUUAGAGAGACAUCAUUAGUCUCUCCUGCCACUCCUAGAGUUCCUUGAUGACAGAGAUACAAUCCCCCACUGACCAUGCAACUUUCAUAAUGUAAGUUGUUCACUCUUAUAUAAGCUAUUAAUCAAGAUUGAUCUCUGAGUAUUUGCAGUUCUUGUUAUGAGGAUUGUCACACUUUUUUGCGUUUAAUCUCUGUUUUGUAAUUUUCAGAGUCUGAUAUUCAGAGAAGUCUGAUAAUCUUUUUAUCAAAAAGAUCAGUGUGAUGUAAUUUUAUUUGAUAUGUAAAUGCAGAACCAUUUGUAAAUAAUAACUGAUGUCUUUUGGAUGAAUACAAGAAUAGAAGUAUAU
Molecule: messenger RNA, 2004 nt
Organism: Brassica oleracea var. oleracea
Lineage: Eukaryota; Viridiplantae; Streptophyta; Magnoliopsida; Brassicales; Brassicaceae
Product: pentatricopeptide repeat-containing protein At3g26540-like
Exons: 2
Biological process (GO): RNA modification
Molecular function (GO): RNA binding; protein binding
Source: RefSeq, a predicted model, not a curated record